Nematocida ausubeli is the source of this 504-nucleotide messenger RNA. RefSeq lists its product as uncharacterized. The transcript has a single exon. The record is from RefSeq and is a predicted model, not a curated record. Lineage: Eukaryota; Fungi; Microsporidia. The coding region runs from base 1 to 504 and encodes 167 amino acids.
AUGUUUACUUUUAUAGCAAUUGGUCUGCUCAUUCCGCUGUGUGUUGCCUUCUAUAUUAGAAGAACAAGGAAGGAGAUGAAGAUUGAGAUGCUGUCGUAUGACAACAAAUAUUUGAAGGAGUAUUUGGACCUGCCUAGUGAGAGCACACAGCUUGAUCAGUACAAAGUCUUAGCAAAGGCCAGCAUAUAUCUAAUAGAGAAGGAAAGCGAGAUUGAAGACGAGUCUAAAAUGAUCUACUCACUCUUCUACUCGCGUAUGAUAAGCAGCACUCUAUGGAACCAUCUGAAGAAAAUCAAGGAGGAGCUAAAUCUGGAUAAAAUCACAGUAGAAGCAGAACUAGGGCGAUUUUCAAAGAUUGACAAGAGCAGUGCGGAUAUUAUCACAGCAGAGAAAUACAAAAAGUCAGUUGUAGAUGCCCCAUGCAAGGAAAAAAUGACAGGAUAUAUCUCAGAGUCAGCUAGGGAUAAGUUGUACUUAAGGCUCAAGGAAAAAGAGUCUCUUUAA